AUGCUUUUAUGUUGGCUACUUCUCUUUACAGGCGCAAUUGCUGCAACGGGAUCCAAUCUUUCAGGGGAAUCUCGAUCUCCAAGUCGACUAGACCUACGGCGCAUCAGUAAAUCAGGUCCGAAAAUAAGCCGUGACGGUCGUUGCGGACGGAUUAAUGACCGGGUCUGCACUGGUUCCGUUUUUGGAUGCUGCUGCUCGGAAUUGGGAUACUGUGGAUCAUCGGGCGCAUACUGCAAAGCAAAAUGCCAGUCGAGCUACGGGGAAUGCUUCAAAGAGCCGUCGUCGAAGUUGUCGCCAAAUGGAAAAUGUGGAGGAUUGAGUGCCUAUACUUGCAAAGGCGCCCGAUGGGGCUCAUGCUGUUCUGAGCAUGGCUACUGUGGAUCUUCCAAGGCAUAUUAUGGAAAUGGCUGUCGGUCUCAAUUUUGA
This is a messenger RNA of Mytilinidion resinicola, 426 nucleotides long. RefSeq lists its product as uncharacterized. Lineage: Eukaryota; Fungi; Ascomycota; Dothideomycetes; Mytilinidiales; Mytilinidiaceae. The coding region runs from base 1 to 426 and encodes 141 amino acids. Gene Ontology annotation, molecular function: chitin binding. The transcript has a single exon. The record is from RefSeq and is a predicted model, not a curated record.